GAUGUUAUACUGUUUGAAUCACAUCUCUCGUCGCGGACGUACAUCCUCAACCGAGACAAGAAGCUCAACGCCCUCGAUCAGACCAUGCUCGACGUCCUCCGGCCCAAGAUCGAGGAAUGGGCCUCCGCCGACCUCUGCAAGCUUGUCAUCGGCCGCGGCAACGGGCGCGCCUUCUGCGCCGGCGGGGACGUCGCCAGCGUAGUCACCCAAGCCGCGAAUCCCUCCACGCGUCCGCGCGCAAUCGAGUUCUUCAAGCGCGAGUUCGAGCUCGACUACCUCCUCGCCGCCCUCGGCAAGCCGUACGUCGCCGUCAUGGACGGGAUC
Messenger RNA from Gloeophyllum trabeum ATCC 11539, 324 nucleotides. RefSeq names its product ClpP/crotonase. The transcript is spliced from 3 exons. The annotation marks the transcript as partial. Gene Ontology annotation, molecular function: 3-hydroxyisobutyryl-CoA hydrolase activity. Gene Ontology annotation, biological process: L-valine catabolic process. The record is from RefSeq and is a predicted model, not a curated record. NCBI's taxonomy places the organism in Eukaryota, Fungi, Basidiomycota, Agaricomycetes, Gloeophyllales, Gloeophyllaceae. Gene Ontology annotation, cellular component: mitochondrion.